Messenger RNA from Clunio marinus, 204 nucleotides. NCBI's taxonomy places the organism in Eukaryota, Metazoa, Arthropoda, Insecta, Diptera, Chironomidae. The record is from the annotation of a GenBank genome assembly.
AUGACUUUCUCAUGGGAAAAUCAAAAUAGUUCUCGCAAUUGCUACCAGACGCAUAUGGGAACAAUUCAACUUAAAUCAGACGCGAGUCAACGAAUUAUCUCAUUUAAUUAUUCAAAUGCAAAUAAGUGUUCAAACCCGAAAAAAAUGACCCAAUUUCAUGACAAAAGUUAUGGUUGUCACAGAGCAAUAGGCUUUCGACUCUAG